Molecule: messenger RNA, 1481 nt
Organism: Cryptotermes secundus
Lineage: Eukaryota; Metazoa; Arthropoda; Insecta; Blattodea; Kalotermitidae
Product: pyrimidine-specific ribonucleoside hydrolase RihA
Exons: 6
Coding region: 125-1108 (327 amino acids)
Molecular function (GO): hydrolase activity, hydrolyzing N-glycosyl compounds
Source: RefSeq, a predicted model, not a curated record
UGUUGCAGCAGACGUUCAGCCGGUGGGAGUAAAGCAGAGGGAUUGUGUCCACGGGAGUUACAGCGGAACAGAUUCCACGGGAGACAAACACCAAGAACUAGCGGCGGCUGGUAGCGAUUACGACAUGGCUGCAGUCCAGUCCAGGCGGGUCCUGAACCUCGUUAUCGACACAGACGUGGGGUCGGAUGACGCCAUGGCCAUCAUCUUGUGUUCUGCAGCACAGAGGAAGGGAGACGCGAACAUUUGGGGUAUCACGUGCGUUCAUGGCAACACGUCACUGCAGAACGUGUGCGCCAACACCCUGAAGACACUGCACACGCUUGGCCGACUCGACAUUCCUGUGUUCCGUGGAGCCGCGGAUUCUAUAGUGGAGACGUUUCAACGAGCGGAGAAUAUCCAUGGCAGUGAUGGGUUCGGGAAUUUCGAUUACCGAGACGCCCCUGACGUGGCCCAAGUAAUGCAGAAGGAGAACGCAGUCAACUAUCUCACGCGCAUCGCGUCCCAGAAUCCAGGUGCAGUUACCCUCCUGUGUCUCGGUCCACUAACAAACGUCGCUCUAGCCAUCAGAAUGGAUCCCAGUUUCUGCACAAACGUCAAAGAGAUAUUUAUAAUGGGUGGAAAUAUAGAAGGCAUAGGAAAUGUGACAGCUGCAGCGGAGUUCAACUUCUGGUGUGAUCCCGAGGCGGCCUAUGUAACAAUACAUAACAUGAAAUGCCAAAUUACAAUAUUCCCUUGGGAGGCGGCAUAUAAAUACGGCAGAAUUUCAUAUGAGUGGCGGAAGAACGUUCUGGGCGCCGUUGAGAGUCCACAGGCUCAGCUGAUGAACAAGGUUGAGAAGUUGAUGCUGGACAGAGAGAUGUAUGGGGUGUGGAGUCGGUGUGAUCCGUUGGCGGCAGCCAUCUUGUUGGUACCUGAGGUCGCAACUAAGAUGAAAGAGGUGUAUGUGUCGGUAGAGCUACAUGGUCACAACACCAGAGGCGCCAUGGUAGUAGACCACUUAGAGAAAUUAGGAUUCAAACCAAACGUAACCAUCAUCGAAAGGGUUGAUUUAGAACUGUAUAAAAAGUUACUUCUAGAAGCAUUCGACCCGGACAUGAUCAAACCCUGAGCCUCACAGUAUUACACACUACACAUAAAACUGAAGAACUUUGUACCAAUUGCCGCUACUUCCGCCCUACCAGCGCGAUAUUGCUCCGCACCAGAGAUAUACCUUGUGUACUUGUCUGUUCAGAACGAAACACAUUAAAAAAAGAAAAAGGAAUAAAAUAUUACCACUCUGGUUUCCGAAACAGGAAGGCAUUAAAUAUAGCCUAAAAUAGGCCUACUACAUUUAAUAAAUAUUACCUAGUUAAGUAUUUCCAACGUAUCAAAAUAUUUCGACCCACAAAAUGCCAACAUCAGGAGUACAGAUAGACUUGAAAGGAUUCUGAUGAUGGUGUAUACUGUACUUAUUUUGGAUUUCGCUCAUCGUCUGGUAUGUA